AUGGAGUUAGCUUUGAGUUUGGGAGAUACGCCAAAACCAUUUUCAUUGUUGGAUCAUCAUGACAGAUCUCAGCAACAAAAGAUGAAGGAUUUGGGAUUUUGCAUGGGAUUAGGAACCAGAAAUCUUGAGGAUCUUCACUUCAAGAAUAUGAGGAGAGAGAAGGAUGACGAUGGGCAUCGGAAAACCGACGAGAGAAUCAGUUCUUCUUCUUCAUCGGAUCCGUCACCGCCACCACCGCCACCGCUGCAGCUUGAUCUCCUUCCUUUCUCUCCUGUUCUCCGAUCUGCACCACCGCCGCCUUCUCACCGGUGCUUCCCGUGGCUGUCAAAAAACCUGAGAGCAGACCCAGGUUCACAAACUAAACCGGUAAAAGCGUUGGAUGUAAAGCCGUUGGCAGCCGUAUCUGAUCAGGAUAACGGUGAAGAACGGGUUGCCGAUGAGUCAUCUCCAAACAACAGUAACAGUGGUACAUCGUCGUUUCAGAUGGAUUUCUCUUCCAUUUUCAAGAGCAGUAACAGUGGAAGAUCAUUCCCCUCGAGGAAAAGGGAUUUGGAAUUAGCAACAGUGAACCUGGAGUUAAUAGAUGUCUCCGAAAGAGAUCAAAGAGCUUCUUCAAGAGGAGGUGGAAUGAGUGAUGAAGAUGAAAACGGGUUGACCCGGAAAAAGCUUCGACUCACUAAAGAACAAUCUGCUUUUCUUGAAGAUAGCUUCAAAGAACACAGCACCCUCAACCCUAAACAAAAGCAGGCUUUGGCGAAGCAGUUGAAUCUGCGUCCACGACAAGUAGAAGUCUGGUUUCAAAACAGAAGGGCGAGGACAAAGCUGAAGCAAACCGAGGUCGAUUGCGAGUACUUAAAACGAUGUUGCGAAACUCUAACCGACGAAAACCGAAGAUUGCAAAAGGAGCUUCAAGAACUAAGAGCCUUGAAGACUUCUCAACCAUUCUACAUGCAAAUGCCAGCCACAACUCUCACCAUGUGCCCGUCUUGUGAACGAGUCGCCACCACCACCACUGCCGCCCCCACGACUGCCACCACUUCCCGCUCACAACAACCAGCCACCACCGGCAGCCACCGACACUAG
Cynara cardunculus var. scolymus (artichoke) is the source of this 1083-nucleotide messenger RNA. RefSeq names its product homeobox-leucine zipper protein HAT14-like. Bases 1 to 1083 code for a protein of 360 amino acids. The record is from RefSeq and is a predicted model, not a curated record. Gene Ontology annotation, biological process: regulation of DNA-templated transcription. The transcript has 4 exons. Lineage: Eukaryota; Viridiplantae; Streptophyta; Magnoliopsida; Asterales; Asteraceae. Gene Ontology annotation, molecular function: DNA-binding transcription factor activity, RNA polymerase II-specific; sequence-specific DNA binding.